AUAUAUAUUUUUAGAACAAUAGAAACCCUAGAGUAAGCAAAGCCCUUAAAUCACUCUUCUCUCGUUGCUUCCCUUGUCCACACAGCCGCUCUCUCUUUCUCGCAUAUCAUCUCAUCUCUCAUUCUCAAUCUCCCUCACUCCGCCUCCGGUCUCUAGGCCUAAAGUGAGAGACUUGCGAAAAUGGUGAAGUUCUUGAAGCAGAACAAGGCCGUAAUUGUCCUACAAGGCCGUUACGCCGGACGUAAGGCGGUCAUUGUUCGGAACUUCGAUGAUGGUACCCGUGAUCGCGCAUAUGGCCACUGUUUGGUUGCCGGGAUCAACAAGUACCCCAGCAAGGUUAUCCGCAAGGACUCCGCCAAGAAGACGGCCAAGAAGUCUCGAGUUAAGGCCUUUGUGAAGCUUGUUAACUACCAGCACCUGAUGCCUACUCGCUACACCCUCGAUGUUGAUCUCAAGGAUGUUGUCAAUGUUGAUGUUCUCCAGUCCAAGGACAAGAAGGUCACAGCAUUGAAGGAGACCAAGAAGCGUUUCGAGGAGAGGUUCAAGACCGGAAAGAACAGAUGGUUCUUCACCAAGCUCAGGUUUUGAGUCAGUGCCACACCAAAUGCUUUACAUUUUGGGUAUUUUUCAGAAAAAUGUUUCUGGUUUUUGUUUCCUGCUUUUAUGGAUAUUUUUGAGUUAUUUUUUUUAUCUAUCUUGAACUGAUUUAGGUUUAAAAACUAAAAGGUUUUGUCUUUUGUUGUUUGUCUUGGCAGUUGAAACUAGAAAGAUAGCGAUGUUUGUUCUA
Humulus lupulus (European hop) is the source of this 787-nucleotide messenger RNA. Its product is annotated as large ribosomal subunit protein eL27. The coding region runs from base 181 to 588 and encodes 135 amino acids. The record is from RefSeq and is a predicted model, not a curated record. Lineage: Eukaryota; Viridiplantae; Streptophyta; Magnoliopsida; Rosales; Cannabaceae. The transcript has 2 exons. Gene Ontology annotation, molecular function: structural constituent of ribosome. Gene Ontology annotation, biological process: translation. Gene Ontology annotation, cellular component: cytosolic large ribosomal subunit; ribosome.